UCCAAGAUGGCGGCGUACAGAGAACUUCAAAACCCRUGGUUUUUGUGCUUCCUUGGUCGUUGAAGUAAAAUCAUUGGGUUGAAAUAACAAUGAAGCGGUCUCAACCUGAGCCUUCGACUUCAGCUCCGGCUAAAAAGCAAGCUACGACCAARAUAUUUCAGACUGUCAGCAUAGGCCCWGUYUCGACAGAGGAGGAAAUGAAUACAAAGGUUCUCCUUUUCCAAAACAAAAAGCUGGCAGAGAGACUUGAAAUCUUGAAGUUAGAYGAAGAGAGACUAAAAGAAAGAUUUGAUAAUGUGAAACAAAAGAGAGAUUCUGAYUUUGAGAUCCUCUCAGUAAUCAAUAGACACUGGACUCAGCUUGAUGAAGAUGURACCAUCAUGCACCAGAGUUAUGUYGAUGGAAUUGUUGAAGAAGAGUUUGGAGACCAAAGUGAUACCGCUAUGUCAUAUUUAGAACAUCUUUCUCAACUUGGUCCAGAGCAAAUGAAAGAAGAAGUUAGGAAAAGAGCUGCUAAUUCUAAACAAUGUAUUCGUAAACUGUUAUCCYUAAUGGAAAAGGCCAGRUGUUUUCCACCAAGACCAGUUCGWACUGUAGUCAGUAAGUCUAURCAAACUGUUGUUGAGCAAGAACCAUCAACAAGCGAGAUGGAGGUUGAUGAAAUCAAGGAUGGUGUGACAGAUGAAACUAAAGUGCCUGAAGAAGAAACAUGUAAUACUACUYCUGAACCUGUAAGCAAACCAGAKCCUGUACUUGAACCAAUGGYAGUAGACAGAGAUACAGAAUUAGAAGAAUUGAAAGCAGAAAAUAGACGAUUAAGAGAACUUAUGACAUCACUACAACAAAAACAACAAACUACAUCAUUAGAGUUUUCAGAAAUAAGGGACAAAUAUGCUCUAACUCAGAGAGAGAUUUCUGAGCUGAAUACUCARCUUCAAGAUUCAGAGUAUGAUUUACAGAAAGCAAAUCACAGGGUUGAAAACCUAGUUAAACGAUUACAUGAACUUGAGGAGAUGAAAAAGAAGAUCAGAGAGGGUGAGAUUCCUUCAAAACAAGAAACCAGUUCUGAAGGCCAGGAAGACGAUGAUGAAGAAAAGCAUUCUGAAAUCAUGGAAGUGAAAGAGUURGCUAAUAAUCGUUUAGAGGAACUUCAGAAACUCAAAGAGGAAUGCGUUGCUGCUCAACAAGAAGUKGAAAAAUUAAAGCUAGAGGCAAUUCAGAUUCCAGAGUCAACRAUUGUCCAGUCUUCACCGUACAAGUGCUUACAGUCUCAGUUCUCAGUAUUGUUCAACGAAGUUACAACAAAUAGACAACAAUUAGAUGAUGCAAGGAGGUCAUUGAGUGCUGCAAAGACACAACAUAUAGUUCAGUUGGAGCAAAUUGAGUCUGAAAUGACAACAACUCACAAAAAGUACAAAAGCGAAGUAAAUGAGCUCCAUGAUUCUUUGCUGCAUUGUAAGCGGGAAUAYGACUUGCUCAGAAUCGACUAUGAACAGCUCACCAAGUCCAAUGAACAAUCUGCACCAAUGAUUAAAGAAGUCAGUUAUAUGAACAACAGUUUGCAGAGCUACAACAAGCAGYUGAAGGGUGAAAUUAUGCGUUAUAAAAGAAAAUUAAGCGAAGCUCAAGCACAAACUCAAAAGCUUGAAGCUGAGCUKGCAAAAAUAAGAGAGAAUGAAAAGAAAGAGAUGCAAGAAAAGAAGGAGCAAGASGCUCAAAAACCCCAAGAAGAAAUGGAAGUCCAACAAGAAGAAGAGACCAAAACAACUCCAAAAGAAGCUGAGGGUGGCGAGGAAGGCGAGCUGGAAGAUGGAGAAGAGGAAGAAGARCCCAGUACAUCAAAUGACUCUGAACGACUAAAACAGCUCCAAGCAAGCCUCAAAAAAUCUCAAGAAAGUCAAAAAGAAAUGAAAUUGCUAUUGGACGUCUAUAAAGGUGCUGCCAAGGACUUGAGGGACAAAGUGGAGCUCCUAGCAAGCGAAAAGACACUAAAAGCAGAAAUCGAAGAACUUCAAAAAAGAGUUCAAGAKCUCGAGCAAGAACUAGAGAAAUACAAAGGUGCCAUGGCUGAUGAAGAGGCAAUAAGACGACUUAAAAUGGCGGAGGAAACUAUUGUGCAACUGCAAAAAAAUUUAGCUGCAACUAAACAAGAGGAAGAUGCUCUACUGGCUGAAAUGGAGUUCACUGGACAAGAAUAUGUGGAAAUGCAGGAGCAAAAUAUGAGAUUGUUACAACAACUUCGAGAGAAAGACGACGCGAACUUAAAGUUAAUGUCCGAGCGAAUCAAAAGUAAUCAAAUUCAAAAACAAAUACGCGAAGAAAAAGACGUACUUGCAGAGCAAGUAACAACGCUGAACACCUACCGUGAAACACAGACCCAACUUAUUAAAAAGCAAGAAGAAAGGGAAAGAGCUUUACAGAGUGCCUUGGGAUCAAUGGAAAAAGAACUGAGUCUACGACAGCAGGCUAUGGAGAUGCAUAAACGAAAGGCUCUAGAAAGUGUUCAAUUGGUACAGGAUCUGAAGAUUCGUCUAGAAGCCUUUCAACAACAACAGCAGGAGGUCCAGCAAAGUAUGGCUGACAAGACACGAAAUCUAGAAGAAGAGGCUUUUAGGGCCAAGAGAGUACAGGAGGAAUGUAAUAGUUUAAAACGAAAGCUCGAAAAACAGAAGAAAAUCGAUCUUUAUGGAGCAGCAGAUGAAAUUUUACUUGAAGAAGUUCGACAAUACAAGGCUCGUUUGACCUGCCCUUGCUGCAACACUCGUAAGAAGGACGCCAUUUUAACCAAAUGCUAUCACGUGUUCUGCUUCGAAUGUCUCAAGACCCGUUACGAUACUAGACAACGAAAAUGCCCAAAGUGUAACGCAACMUUUGGAAAUAAUGAUUUUCAUAAAAUCUACUUGUAAAACGUAAUCUACAGUCAUGGCAACUAGCAGUCAUAUAUUMUGUACUAUUCCUAUAAAAUGUAUGUAGUUUUUAGGCUAAAAUAAUUUUUAGUUAUUAAAGAAAAAUAAACUGCAAACUCCUAUUUACCUUCA
Messenger RNA from Exaiptasia diaphana, 3038 nucleotides. Its product is annotated as E3 ubiquitin-protein ligase BRE1B. The transcript has 19 exons. Gene Ontology annotation, cellular component: nucleus; HULC complex. NCBI's taxonomy places the organism in Eukaryota, Metazoa, Cnidaria, Anthozoa, Actiniaria, Aiptasiidae. The coding region runs from base 90 to 2906 and encodes 938 amino acids. Gene Ontology annotation, molecular function: metal ion binding; ubiquitin protein ligase activity. The record is from RefSeq and is a predicted model, not a curated record.